GUGGAGCAUCAUCAGCAUCAACAUCAGCAUCUGGUCUUCACUACAGAUUGUUUGUAAUUCACUUGAUCCUCGCAGACGGGAUAGGUCAUGGUCGGGUCAAUGACCAGCUAAGUAACUGCAGGUAUUUUGACAACGGGUCUGUUUUUCUUCGACUGACCCACUGCUCCGGCAGAUGAUACUAUGACCUGGACUGUGUUUGGGGUUCAACAGUCACACUGUACUCGAGUGUUUACACAAGUCCACUGUCCCCGAUGAUCAGAUUCCGUGACAUCACGAUCCACUCCCUGGAAUAUUCUGCAGCUAGACGAGAAGGGAGAGGAAACUUUCCAUCAACCAUGAGAUCUGCUGGGCAUGACAAGCUAGCCUUAUCAGCGGGUCCGACUACUGAUAGGAAGGCUAACAUACGAGACUAGGAGAUGGCGAGCCACUGGUCUCAACUGUCAAAAGUAUGUCCCUGGUUUACCUGACUUACUAUCGAGUGAAUGCAGCAGACACAUCAGCGAUCCUACCAAACGUCCUGCUGGUGCAUUCUGGGAUACCACCACCUGUUCAGUUUCUCAUGACCGCCCAGAGAUGGCAGACACACACAAGCCAGGGGACUGUGUGUCGUUGCGUUGAUCAUCUCCAUCAGCCGAUUUGCAUCACGAAGCGAAGAGGACAAAGAGAUAAGAAGCUAUCCUCUGUGCUAUUCCCGAUGUACAUGUCACUGUAGAGAGGAAGGUUGGAAGUUGAGACAGUCACUCAGCUCACUUGGGACUGAACUGGAUGAUGAUGGUCAAAGGAACUUCUUUCCCUAUCUCCUGUUGGUCUAACAUAAGUCGGGAUGAGGACCUUCACUGUCCAACUUUGUUGUGCACUCCUGCUGGUGGCAUGGACAUCAACAGCCGAGAGAAGACAGGCACGAGUCCUAUCACCCGCGUCCCACAUUCAGGUUCUAAAGACACACGGGGAAAAGAGGUCUUCCAGUGGGGAUGCAGCAUCUGACGAAUACUCCCUUCCUGCCAAAACGCGACUUUCAGAAAAUAGGCAGGAGAGUGAUCUCCCCGAACAUCCAGCAGACGACACGCACACCACCAGCAAGAGAACAACCCGUAGCAGACGCACGCGCAGGACAUUGUCAACAUUGUCGCCACCUUACCAGUGCAAUCAGACGACAGAGAUGUCCACACCACCGUCCCUGCCGACCACAGCGAGGAAGGAAGAGCAGAGAACUCUUCUUCGUGGCACGCCCACAUCCACGUGGACCAGCUGUUCAACACGUCCUCGGAGCUCAGCGAGAUCGCGUACAGCGAGACCAAGUACUUCCUGGACAAGAUCUUCAACAAGUAUGGCGCCAGCUCCUCCAUGACACUACCGGAUCUGACGCGGCUGAUACAGAACCUGGGAUUAUCUGCGGAAGAUGGCGGCCCAGACGCCGAGGAUGGAAGUGACGUCACGUCAGGGAAAUCGCGGCGGCGGAAGAAGAGUGUGACGCAUGUGCACUCCAAUCAUUCGGACUGUCACUUCAUCACAGACCUACUGUGGGCCUUUCACUUCGACAGUCUCACCACCUUGGACACGAGCCACUUCUUGCUCCUCUGUCCUGCACUCAUUGACCAGCUGGACAACGGGGACUGCCACAGACAUCAACGCCAUCACCACCACCACCAGGACAACCAUCUCGACACUGACUCGGACCACGACACAGUGGCCUUAGACCCUGUAUCCGUCGGCAUCGCCAGCAUUCCUGCUCACGCAUGGCUCUACAGUUUUGUGGCUGUCUUGAUUAUCUCCCUCGUGGGGCUGCUGGGCGUUGCGGUUAUCCCCCUUAUGCGCAAGUUGUUCUACAAGAGCCUUCUGCAGUUCCUCAUCUCGCUGGCUGUGGGAGCUUUGUCUGGAGACGCACUUUUGCAUCUGCUUCCACACGCAUUAGUGGAAGAGGAAGAGAAUCACGGGGCAAAGGAGGUCACAGUUCAGACAGUGUCUGGAAGGGUCUCGUGGCACUGGUGGCUCUUGUCUUCUUCUUUGUCCUGGAGCGUGUCCUCCAUGUCGUGACAUCCCAACGCGCUAAACGUCGACAACAGAAAAAAAUUGGAAGCAAUAUUUCGGGACUAGCUAAUGACAAUGGAACGAGUAUGAUGUCCCCACUGGUUCUUACCAUUCUGCCUGGUGGCAUAGCUUCAUCAAACGAAAUUUCAGUCACAGAGAAGGGUAUAAUCAGCGACAAAGACAACAUUCACGACAGCUACGUCAGCGCCACUGCUGAUGAUGCCCAGCAUUCGAACCACAACCACGGUGACCCGGGAGGUCAUGGUCAUGGUCAUGGACACGCCCACCUGUCCGAGAUGCCGGACUCCGUGGCGGCCGUAGCCUGGAUGGUCAUCCUAGGGGACGGAAUUCACAACUUCAGUGACGGGCUGGCCAUCGGGGCCGCGUUCGCCAACAGCAUCACCGGCGGCUUCAGCACGUCUGUCGCCGUCUUUUGCCACGAGCUGCCUCACGAGAUAGGUGACUUCGCCGUCUUGCUCUCCUCCGGCAUGACAGUAAAACAGGGGCUGACCUACAACGUCCUGUCGUCUGCUCUCUGCUUCUUGGGAAUGGUGGCGGGCAUGCUGCUGGGCCAGGUGAAGAGUGCCUCCAUUUGGAUCUUCGCUGCUGUGGGCGGCAUGUUCCUGUACAUCUCGCUGGCUGACAUGUUGCCGCAGCUGUCCACCGCUGGGAAUCAGUCUGGAAAAGCCGCCUUCAAGAAUCUGCUUGUUCAAUGUCUUGGAAUUGUUUUAGGCGCCGCAAUUAUGCUGACCAUUGCGGUCUUUGAGGAAGAUCUCAAAAAUAUGUUGGACUAACGAGUCAAAGACUACACCCGAGUAACUUUGAAAACUGAUACACAGUAAGAGUUGAUCCCCUUUGUAACUACUUCAUACGAAGUCCCGAGUCUUAGGACGCAAGACAUCUACCACAUCACAGUAAGAGGUGGUAAAACUAAAAUACUAAUGUGAGGGGAAACAAACUGAUGGAAAACUUCUUACAGGUAUCGUGUAAAGUCUGUUAAAAGGUGGAAUUAAGCCCUCGUGUCGAAUGCUGACAAAGGUCAAGAUUACACGUAACCCCACAAGAGUGACAGUAGAUGAGAGUUACUACCCCACAAUCACCUCUUCUACUCGUGUCCACCGUCAGACUUCUGCAAAUGAAGAAAGUGCUACUUGAGCUGAAACAUUAUUUCUAAUAAUAAUUUGUCCCGAAGAUUCUUCCGCAGCUGUUGGGGAAGUCGUCUGUAACAAAAAAGUCUUAUGUGAUGACUGUAUAAAGGCUUUGCCAAACAUACUCGAAUGUUCGCCCAUAUUUGUCCGAUUAAGAACAGCCUGAAAGCAGACCGACAAUUUCAUUCAGUGGCAUGCGAGCGUACAAGCAACAUAAUCCGCUCAAACCCGAGUAAAAGCGGGCAAGCACACAACACGCGCGUACACACACACACACGGUGUACAUGAAGAACUUUUUAUUGAAACACAAGCUGCCGAGGCUGGAUAUUUCAGAGCCACAGUCGGUAAACACCUUGUCCGUGACGCACAAUACGCUGAAAUCAGUAAAGCUUUGUCGUACUCCAGUAUAAGACUGGUUCUGGCAUUAUUUUCGUAACAACUGACAUCUAAAAAAUAUAAUUAAAGAAUUUUGGCAAUUG
This is a messenger RNA of Pomacea canaliculata, 3655 nucleotides long. Its product is annotated as zinc transporter ZIP10-like. Gene Ontology annotation, biological process: intracellular zinc ion homeostasis; zinc ion import across plasma membrane. The record is from RefSeq and is a predicted model, not a curated record. The transcript has 11 exons. Lineage: Eukaryota; Metazoa; Mollusca; Gastropoda; Architaenioglossa; Ampullariidae. Gene Ontology annotation, molecular function: zinc ion transmembrane transporter activity. The coding region runs from base 1737 to 2822 and encodes 361 amino acids. Gene Ontology annotation, cellular component: membrane.